Messenger RNA from Rubroshorea leprosula, 2041 nucleotides. NCBI's taxonomy places the organism in Eukaryota, Viridiplantae, Streptophyta, Magnoliopsida, Malvales, Dipterocarpaceae. The record is from the annotation of a GenBank genome assembly.
CCGUGAAACGCAGAGACACUUCUCAGCCGUCGCCUGCAGUUAUAAGCUGAAAAAUGAGUUUGAUAUCCCAAAAUGCGGAUUCUAGAAACGGGGUGAGGUCCAAAAGGGAUGAUGAUGGUGAUGAGCCUUUGGUUCUGGAAGGUGGCCGAGACGUUGAGAAUGAAGGGGAAUCUGAUUUGGUUAUCUCCAAGUCGAAGAAGAGGAAGAAGGAGAUGGAAAAGAGAUUGGAGAUUGAACAAGAAAGAGAGAUGAAGAAGCUUGAGAACUUUUUUUUUGGGUCUUUGUAUUCCCCACUUGAGUUUGGGAAGGAAGAAAGUGAGGAAAAGGGCCAGGAUUUGGAUGAAGAUGGUUCUGCUCUGUUCUUUGUGGACCGUUCUGCAAAUAAUUUGCUUUCAGCUCAUGAGGAGGAUGCUGAAUUGUUGGAGGCAAGUAAUGAUGGAGAGGUGAAAAGCCAGAAAAAGGCUGUUUGGGUUGAUGAAGAGGAGGAAAAGCUAAGUGUAAACAUAGCUAAGGUUAACAGGUUAAGGAAGCUGAGAAAGGAAGAGGAUGAUAGUGUGAUUUCUGGGUCAGAGUAUGUUUCGAGAUUGCGGGCUCAGCAUGCUAAGUUGAAUCCAGGAACAGAUUGGGCAAGGCGUGAUUCACAGUUAAGGACUUAUGAUGAUGAAUCAUCAGAUGAGGAAAGUGGGGUAACAGUAGCUCGUGGAUAUGAGAAUAUUGAGGCUGUUGAUGAUAUCCUGCGAACAGAUGAAGAUCUUGUGGUGAAAAGCAGUGCCAAAUUGUUGCCCGGGCUGCUUGAAUUCUCAAAACUAGUGGAUGCAAACAUUGAGGAUCCUUCCAAUGGACCAAUAAAUUCAGUUCAGUUCCACAGGAAUGCUCAAUUGCUACUCACUGCCGGAUUGGAUCGAAGAGUCAGAUUCUUUCAGAUUGAUGGCAAAAGGAAUACCAAGAUACAGAGUAUCUUCCUUGAUGAUUGUCCUGUUCGAAAGGCUUCCUUCUUACCUGACGGUUCUCAGGUCAUUAUAGCUGGAAGAAGAAAGUUCUUUUACAGCUUUGAUUUAGUAAAAGCAACAGUUGAUAAGAUUGGGCCAUUAGUGGGUAGGGAGGAGAGAAGCUUGGAAGAGUUUGAGGUAUCCCCUGAUUCCAGUUUGAUUGCUUUUGUGGGCAAUGAAGGUUAUAUCUUGUUGGUUUCAUCCAAAACAAAAGAACUGAUUGGAACACUAAAGAUGAAUGGAACUGCCCGUUCUUUGGCAUUUUCUCAUGAUGGGAAGGAGUUAUUAAGCUCUGGAGGUGAUGGGCAGAUCUACCAAUGGGAUCUGAGAACAAGAACCUGCAUCCAUAAGGGUGUUGAUGAGGGCUGCAUAAAUGGUACAGCUCUUUGCACAUCACCAAAUGGAAGAAUGUUUGCAGCUGGGUCAGACAGCGGGAUAGUGAAUAUUUACAGAAGAGAUGAGUUUCUAGGUGGAAAAAGAAAACCAAUCAAGACUAUUGAGAAUCUAACCACCAAGGUUGAUUUUAUGAAAUUUAACAACGAUGCUCAGAUACUGGCUAUCUGUUCGACAAUGAAGAAAAACAGCUUGAAGUUGGUACAUGUUCCAUCACUUACCGUCUUCUCCAACUGGCCUCCUCCAAAUACAAGCUUGCAUUAUCCUCGUUGUCUGGACUUCAGUCCUGGUGGUGGCUUCAUGGCUGUUGGAAGUGCUGCUGGAAAAGUGCUUCUAUAUAAGUUGCAUCAUUAUCAUAAUGCAUAAAGUUGAAAUUUUCAGUUGCUUUAAUCUGAAGAGUUAUGUACUUGUUCAAAAAUCAAUUUCAGCCUGUGUUGUCCUUUGCCCACUCUCUUUUUUGUAUCGUCUUGAUGAGGUUUCAUCAGCAGAAACUAUGCCUUCUGUUUUCCAAUUUUCUGAUUCAAAGAUUGCUCGCCCAGAGCUGCAAUUUUGGAUUUAUGAUUUGAAGUAUGCUCAUUUAUGGCUGUGGUUUUAGUCGCCUUUGUACAGUGAGUUUGAAAAUAGCUGUCUACAGUUAUUAAUAAUGCAAACACUUUUAU